AUGGCUGACCGACUUAGCGAAGCGGGACACAAGGUGCUGUUAAUCGAGAAAGGGCCACCGUCUUCAGGUCGAUGGGGUGGCACAAUGAAGCCCGCAUGGCUCCAAGGCACUAACCUGACACGGUUCGACGUUCCGGGGCUUUGCAAUCAGAUUUGGGCCGACCCCACGGGCGUCUCUUGUACUGACAUAGAUCAAAUGGCGGGCUGCGUUCUCGGGGGUGGGACGGCGGUAAACGCAGGGCUGUGGUGGAAGCCGCACCCGGAGGACUGGGACACCAACUUCCCUGCUGGAUGGCAAACCAAGGAUCUCGCGGCCGCCACCGACCGCGUGUUCUCAAGAAUACCCGGAACCAUCACCCCUUCAGUGGAUGGUAAACGAUACUUGUCGCAGGGAUUUGAUGUGUUGGGGGGCAGUCUUCGAGCGGCCGGGUGGGAGUACGUGGUACCCAAUGAGACCCCGGAGAAGAAGAACCGCACGAUUGGACACAGCACGUUUAUGUUUUCCGGUGGUGAGAGGGGCGGGCCUUUGGCCACCUAUCUCGUCACCGCGAGCGGGAGGAACACGUUUACCCUGUGGACAAAUACGAUUGCUAAGCGAAUCAUCCGCACUGGCGGCCAUGCCACUGGUGUCGAGGUGGAGUGCAACCGUGGUGGACAUGCUGGUGUUGUGAACCUGACACCAAACACUGGACGUGUCAUCUCAGCGGCCGGAGCCUUUGGCUCUGCAAAGUUGUUGUUUAGGAGCGGCAUUGGCCCAACCGACCAGCUGAACAUCGUCAAGAACUCAACAGAUGGACCGACGAUGAUUGAUUCAGCGCAGUGGAUUAACCUACCGGUGGGCUACAACUUGAAUGACCACGUUGGGACAGAUAUUGAGAUCGCCCAUCCUGAUGUUGUUUUUUAUGAUUACUACGCUGCUUGGCGAUCGCCUAUUGCCAGCGAUGCCGAGACAUAUUUGGCCAACCGGACUGGCCCCUUUGCUCAGGCGGCUCCAAAUAUUGGCCCCAUCUUUUGGGAAAUCAUCAAGGGUGGUGACGGCACUGAUAGACACCUACACUGGCAGGCUCGAGUAGAGGGGCUUACCAACACCUCCAUGACUGUUACCCAGUAUCUUGGAACCGGGUCAACGUCUCGAGGAAGAAUGACAAUCACUAGGCAACUCAAUACGGUUGUCUCGACUCCUCCCUAUCUUAGAACAGAGCAUGACAAGCAGGCAGUCGUUGAGGGUCUAAUCAGUCUCCAAAAGUCUCUGGCCAACGUCGCUAAUUUGACGUGGAUUACCCCGAGACCAGGAGUUUCGGCAGAGCAAUUUGUGAACUCGAUCCCUGCAAUUCCAGGACGCCGAGGUUCCAACCAUUGGAUAGGAACUGCCAAGAUGGGCACUGAUGAUGGGAGGUCUGGCGGAACGUCCGUGGUGGACUUGAACACCAAGGUAUACGGGACUGACAACAUAUUUGUUGUUGAUGCUUCCAUCUUCCCCGGAAUGAUCACCGCCAACCCGUCCGCUGCCAUUGUUAUUGUUUCGGAGCACGCUGCCACCAAGAUUCUUGCGCUUUCUUCUGCCUAAGUUAGGUAUGGGGGACUAUUCGUCUCCGUAAGCCCCAAAGCUAGUUGGCAAAAGUCUAGGGUCACAGGAAGGCUGAUUUGUAGCUAUGUAAAUUAAAAGAAUUGAUUUGACAGAGCAUUGAUUUGGAGCAUGUCA
This is a messenger RNA of Podospora bellae-mahoneyi, 1701 nucleotides long. RefSeq lists its product as uncharacterized. NCBI's taxonomy places the organism in Eukaryota, Fungi, Ascomycota, Sordariomycetes, Sordariales, Podosporaceae. The coding region runs from base 1 to 1566 and encodes 521 amino acids. The transcript is spliced from 6 exons. The record is from RefSeq and is a predicted model, not a curated record. Gene Ontology annotation, molecular function: flavin adenine dinucleotide binding; oxidoreductase activity, acting on CH-OH group of donors.